This is a messenger RNA of Aureobasidium melanogenum CBS 110374, 1494 nucleotides long. Its product is annotated as putative monocarboxylate transporter. The record is from RefSeq and is a predicted model, not a curated record. Gene Ontology annotation, molecular function: transmembrane transporter activity. The transcript has 2 exons. Gene Ontology annotation, biological process: transmembrane transport. NCBI's taxonomy places the organism in Eukaryota, Fungi, Ascomycota, Dothideomycetes, Dothideales, Saccotheciaceae. Bases 1 to 1494 code for a protein of 497 amino acids.
AUGAAUCAUAACAAUACCUCAAUCGACGAUGUCGACAAAGAGAAAGAUCGAAUUGGCGAUGUGCAUGGCUCGGACACCAGUAUACCUACCGAGAAGGAAUCACCGCCAGAGGUAGUAGUGAAUACCGAACAGCCUCCCUCCGAUGUCGUGCCUGCAGCAGAACCGCCACCGGCACCCAAUGGCGGCUAUGGUUGGGUUUGUGUCGUUUGCGUGGCUCUCAUCAAUGGGCAUACUUGGGGUCUGAAUUCGUCAUAUGGUGUCUUCCUCUCAUACUACCUGGCCAACGAUGUUUUCCCUGGCGCUACUUACCUGGAAUUUGCUUUCGUCGGAUCCCUUUCAAUUGCAUGUGCAUUGCUUGUCUCACCAGUGGCUACCAUUUUCACCCGCAAAUUCGGGACCAGGACUACACUAUUCACUGGAGUCGCAUUUGAAACUGCAAGCUUGAUCGGUGCAAGUUUUGCGAAACAGAUCUGGCAAUUGUUUCUGAGUCAAGGCGUUUGCUUCGGCUUUGGCAUGGGCUUUCUGUUUGUGGGAUCUGUGGGUAUCGUCCCUCAAUGGUUCACCACGAAGAGAAGUCUGGCAAACGGCAUCGCUACUGCAGGGUCUGGUUUAGGUGGUCUGAUAUACUCACUGGCAACUGGCGCCAUGAUUCCCAAUAUCGGACUGGGCUGGGCUUUCCGAGUGCUAGGCAUCGUAGCAUGUGUGGUCAACGGUGUAUGUGCUAUGCUGGUGAAAGACCGAAACAAGGCAAUUGGCAGUUCCCAACUGGCAUUCGAUGUACAGCUGUUCAAGCGAACCGAAUACCUGUUAUUGCUUGGCUUUGGUUGGUUCAGUAUGCUGGCAUACGUUGUGUUGCUAUUCAGUCUAGCAAACUUUGCCCGCAGUGUCGGCCUUACUGCUUCCCAAGCCUCCAUCGUCUCAGCAAUUCUCAACCUCGGACAAGCCGUUGGUCGUCCACCAAUUGGUUAUUUCAGUGACAGCAUCGGCCGCAUCAACAUGGCUACUCUCAUGACUUUCAUGUCUGGCCUAUUUGCCCUUGUGAUCUGGACGAACGCCAAGAGCUUUGGUGUGCUCAUUUUCUAUGCUAUAGUCGGCGGCACAGUUGCAGGAACCUUCUGGACAACCAUCGCUCCGGUCACGGCCGAAGUUGUCGGUUUGCGCAAUGUUCCUGCUGCAUUAAACAUCUGUUGGCUGGUCCUCGUCAUUCCUUGCACUUUCUCUGAGCCUAUCGGGCUUGAGAUUGUGUCGUUUGACGGUGGAUACCUAGGAGCGCAGUUGUUUACGGGCUUCAUGUAUAUUGGCGCCGCCAUUUGUGCACUUUUCUUGAGGAGCUGGAAGAUUGCCGAAGUGGACGAGAUUGAGGGUCUACAGGAUGUCGGGAAUGUAGAUGCUGUGGCCAUCGAAACAAAAGUGGACGAAAAUGUCAAGGAGACUGCAAGAAAGACGGCGAGGAAAAGGCUGCUUGGUUGUAUCUUCAGAUGGAAGAAGGUGUAA